AUGUUUUGCCUCCGGCUGCGAGAGCAAGGCAACCUCUGCGAGUAUGGUGACCACUUGGACGACGAAAUCAAGGAGCAGAUUUUCGAGAAAGGCGCGUCGGAUGAUCUGCGCGCGAAGAUUUUAAAUAAGCCGCAGAUGACUCUGGCCGAAACAGUUGAAGCUGGUCGUUCAUUGGAGACAAUCGGAAAGCACAAGAACAAUUCGGCGCUGGGCCCAGCACCGGUGGAGAGCGGUGUGGAGGUAAACAAAAUCCGAUCGAGGACUCGGCUGAACCGGGAGUGCUAUCGUUGCGGCAAGUUGGGUCAUUUCGCCAACGACGAGAACUGCCCGGCGAAAGACCAGAAGUGCAAGCGCUGCGGCAUGGUGGGACACUUUAAGAAUUGCUGCAAGACGAAGAAGCACAAGUCAACGAAGGGAAAGCGGUUGCGGCAGGUGACUGGUCGACACGGAAGUGAUUCGGAGGACUCGGACGAGUUGGAGCAGCUAAGUGAUGACUCGGAGGAGGAGAGCGUCCAGUAUUUGUUUGCAACAGAGCCAGGACGAAAAGGUACAGUUGCCUGCACUGUGGGAAGCGUUCGAACUAACUUGGUGAUUGAUUCGGGUGCCGGCGUUAACGUAAUCGACCGACGAACCUGGGAGCAACUCAAGAAAGAAAAAGUCCGCGUCAAGUCCCAAAAGCCUUUGGUAAAGAAAACUUUGAUUUCGUAUUCUGGCCAUCCCGUUGAAGUUGCUGGAAUGUUCUCGGCGGAAGUGGCAACAAAGAGGACGUCCACUGUUGCCAAGUUCUACGUUGCCGAAAACGGAACCUGCUGCUUGCUGGGUCGGAAGACGUCAGAAGCGCUCGGAAUACUGAACAUCAAUAGGGAAGCGUGCGCUCCGCUCACACAGGGAGGUCGUGCAGCGGCUAUAAAGUUGAAAUGUCAGCUGGAAUAG
This is a messenger RNA of Culex pipiens pallens (northern house mosquito), 933 nucleotides long. RefSeq lists its product as uncharacterized. Gene Ontology annotation, molecular function: nucleic acid binding; zinc ion binding. The record is from RefSeq and is a predicted model, not a curated record. Lineage: Eukaryota; Metazoa; Arthropoda; Insecta; Diptera; Culicidae. The coding region runs from base 1 to 933 and encodes 310 amino acids. The transcript has a single exon.